Messenger RNA from Parnassius mnemosyne (clouded apollo), 2172 nucleotides. The record is from the annotation of a GenBank genome assembly. NCBI's taxonomy places the organism in Eukaryota, Metazoa, Arthropoda, Insecta, Lepidoptera, Papilionidae.
CCUUUUCAAAAUGGCGGUGCAGCUGAUCGACGCGCGUAGAAAAAAAAGAACAUUAACCUCGGAAUACUUACUAGAAUUGAUAGCAGACGGAAACGAGCCUGAGAUAGAGGGUUUCGAAGAUGAGGAAUUUCAUGAAGAGGAAGGCAUUGAGGCUGUACCAGAUCGGAUGGCGGGUCAGUCGUAUUCGGACGAUGAUAUUUCUAACAGCGAGCAAGAAGAAGAAACCACUAACAUUCAGGUACCAGAAAUAAGUCCUAGUCCGAAUACAGUCUGCGCUGUAUCUCAACGUCGUCUUUCUGUAAGUCGCCGGCAUCAUCUACCUGAUCGUUCAUCAAGCGCACCAAGCACAUCUCAUGGUACUUCUCGAUACCGCACGAGGGACCGCAUGAGUAGAAAUGAUCAGCUGUCUGAUUUAUCUGGUAAUCCGCCACCUAGCGUUCGUGCUCAGUCCGAGGCAGCUCAACGCAACAGGGAUCCGUCUAGGCGAAGGCUAUGGAAAUCUAUUCCAUUUGACCAAAAAGAACAUAAUUUUCCGCCACGGGAACAACAAACAAUUAGAACGCCUCUCAAAUACUUCGGGGACAAUUUUGACGAUGCAUUUUGUGAGAAAGCCGCUUACUGCACAAAUAAUUACUACUUGAGGCAAACUGGAAGGGUUCUUCAUACUAAUCCUGUAGAAAUGAAGAAGUUCAUUGGUGUGCAUUUUAUAAUGGGGUGCAUAAAUUAUCCACGACUUCAUAUGUACUGGAGGCAAGAAAUGAGACUGGCAUUAGUAGCUGAUACCAUUCCAAGAGCCGACUGAAGAUGUUGCGCACAAAUUUUCAUGUGGUGGAAGAGGAUAUCGCCCCAGUUGGUAAUAAGAACAGUCUAUGGAAAAUACAACCAGUAUUAAAUCAGGUAAAAAAUGCCUGUGAGAAAAUAGAAAGGCUUCCGGGAUACUAUUCUAUAGACGAACAAAUGAUCCCCUUCUGCGGCUUGUGCUCAAAAGGUCUACGCGAAGUCAUAAAGUCCAAACCUAGACCCACCGGUUUGAAAGCAUUUGUAGCCACUACAAGCGAUGGUCUAAUGCUCGACUUUGAAGUCUAUCAAGGGGCUAACACCCCAUUCACAGAUAAAUCUCUAGGUGUGGGUGCAGCAGUUAUUUUGCAUCUUUCCAAAUCCAUUCCCCCAGGAAGUUGCAUUUACUUCGAUCGUUAUUUCACGUCAAUACCUCUCAUGGAAAGAUUAUCUGAAAAAGGAAUGCAUGGCACAGGAACGGUUAUGAUGAAUAGAAUACUUGACAAAAAAUAUAUGACUUUUAAAAAUGGCCGUGAAAUGAACCGAGGAGAUACUGAACAAUUCGUAAAUAAUGGUGUUGUAAUUGUGCCCUGGAUGGACAACAAAUCCGUUCUGGCGGCAUCCAAUUGCACUUCGGCAGACGAUCAUAUUUUCGUGAAGCGAUGGAAUAAAAAGGAGAAUGCAUACAUCGAUGUCAGGCAGCCCCUUAUCGUUGCCAAUUAUAAUCGGAACAUGGGAGGAGUUGACGUCCUCGACCAAUCAAUCGAGUAUAAUCGAACUUUUAUGAAGACCAAAAAAUGCUUUGAAGAUCAUGUUACAUUUUUUUGAUCUUGCAGUCGCAAAUGCUUGGCGUUUAUACAAAAUACAAUGCCAGACGGCUCACGUACAUAGGGGCCAAGUCUUUGACUUACUUCAAUUCAAAUUGCAACUACCUGAUGGUCUUACCAAUACCCCUGAUCGUCCAAGGCCAGAACAAUAUUCUGUUGAAAACAUGGAAGGUUUGGAAGCUCAAGAUCAAGAAAAAGGGCCCAAAUGUCGACCCAAAUAUUUCUGCCAAGAGAUACCGACCGGCUAAUGUACCUUCAGAGGCGAAACGUCACGAUGGUUAGUAUUUGACGAGAUCGAAAACCCUCGAUCCUGUAGAAUGGAAGGGUGUACAAGUAAAUUCAAGAUAAGAUGUGAAAAAUGCAACGUGUAUCUUUGUCUUAACAGAAAAGGCAACUGUUUCACAUCCUUUCAUAGGCAAUAAUUAGAGGCUAAGUUUCCUAAGAUUUUAUUUCAAAGUGAUUGUACCAAAAUGUUUAAGAAAUGAUUGAUGAUUGAUCUCAAGAAGUUAUUUUUUGUUUAAGUGUUGAUUAUUUAAUUUUUUAUUUAUAAAAAUAAAUAAUUACGAGU